Molecule: messenger RNA, 8926 nt
Organism: Cheilinus undulatus (humphead wrasse)
Lineage: Eukaryota; Metazoa; Chordata; Actinopteri; Labriformes; Labridae
Product: protein unc-13 homolog A-like
Exons: 43
Coding region: 291-5933 (1880 amino acids)
Biological process (GO): synaptic vesicle priming; synaptic transmission, glutamatergic; dense core granule priming
Cellular component (GO): presynaptic membrane; synaptic vesicle membrane; neuromuscular junction
Molecular function (GO): phospholipid binding; calmodulin binding; syntaxin-1 binding
Source: RefSeq, a predicted model, not a curated record
CAAGAUGGCUGUGCGCGCAGGAGGAGCAGCGGCGGAGGAGAGCUGAGGCAAUGCAGAGGAGGACGGAGAGAGGGGGGCGAGGAAUUCACUCCUGUGUGUCCUGCCUGAAGAGCAACAGCUCCUCUAAGAAAACACACGAGCGCUGACAAUAUGUUGUAUUUCCGGGGACAUUUGGGGUAACGGUUUGACUCCAGUUUUUUUUUUUGUAACCAAGAGACCAACGGACUGACCAAACAAAUCACGGAGCACUCACUAGAGGACAGCCAGGGACGCUCACGCCGCUAUCAGAGAUGUCCCUGCUGUGUGUAGGAGUGAAGAAAGCCAAGCUGGAUGGACCCCAAGAGAAGUUCAACACUUACGUGACCCUAAAGGUACAAAAUGUGAAGAGCACAACCAUUGCUGUCAGGGGCAACUUGCCCAGCUGGGAGCAAGACUUCAUGUUUGAAAUUAACCGCCUGGACCUUGGUCUGACAGUAGAAGUGUGGAACAAAGGGUUAAUCUGGGACACCAUGGUCGGCACUGUGUGGAUCCCCCUCCGGAGCAUCCGGCAGUCUAAUGAGGAAGGUCCAGGAGAGUGGCUCACUCUGGACUCUCAGGUCAUCAUGACUAAUAGUGAGAUCUGUGGCACCAAAGACCCCACACUCCACUUGGUGCUGCUUGACACGCGCUUCGAACUGCCUCUUGAUAUCCCUGAGGAUGAGGCACGGUACUGGGCCAAAAAACUGGAGCAGCUUAACGCCAUGAGGGACCAAGACUAUUCAUAUCAGGAGGAACAGGAGCGCCCUCUCCGUGCACCAGGAACCCAGUGCUGUAACUGGAGUCUUUGGGGCGAUCAACAAAAUGAAGAUCCUGACAGUGCAGUGGAUGACAGAGACAGCGACUACAGAAGCGAAACCAGUAACAGCAUCCCUCCUCCCUACUACAGCACAUCCCAGCCUAACGCCUCUGUCCACCAGUAUCCCAUCAGCCACCAGCACCGCAGCUCCAGAAGUUAUUCUUACCCACGCUCUGGCAAUGGACAGGACCUCGACUACCACCAUCAGAGGACUGUCAGCCCAUCAGGGAGCUACGCCUCGUCUGCAGAGCUGAGUCGGUGCAGCAGUCAGCUGAGUGAGGAGGACUAUGGGGGCGAGUAUGGAGAAAGAGAUCCUUACGAUGAGAAUGACUCGUACCAUUCCUGCCACUCUUCGGUCAGCUACAGCAAAGGCUCUCCAGACUGGGACCCUGAUGAGACCCAGGGGCAGUACAGCGAUGAGGGAGGAUACAGCAAAGAUGGAGGAGAGGAGGUGGCUCUGUACGAGGAGGAAGAUGGAGGACUGUAUGAGGGUGAAGAAGAAGGCCUCUAUGAGGAUGAAGAGAUGAUGUAUGAUGAUGAGGAUUUGUACAAUCUAGAUGGGACACUCAGUGAGGAUUUGGAGCCUCCUUUCACCCCCACCCCAACAUCAACAGCACCCCCUGCUCUGGAUUUGGCUCCAGGCUCGAGGCCUCCUCUGGAGAAACAAUCAUCUCUACACCAACAGCAGCCGCCUACUCAAGCUCCGAACCAAACAUCCAACCAAGCUAAUCCUCCUGGCGUGGCCCCAGCAACACAGCCCCCUCCUGGUCAACCAUCAGCUCAACCUCCUAAACAGCCCCAGCCCCAAACACAGCCUCCGCCUCAGGCAGCCCCCUCUGCCACUUCCUUCUUCUCCAUGGCAAAACCUCUAACGGCUGCAGUUACAGGUUUAGCCUCUACCUUCCUGUCCUCUGUUCCCGCAGCUCAGCCUGCCCAGUCUCACCCUCCAGCCUCCGCAGUUUCUCAGCAGCAGCAGCAGCCUCCAGCAGCCAGCUCUAUCCCUCCAUCCCACCCAGCCACCAUGGCUAAUUCAGCCACUCAACCCCCCAAUGCCGCUGCAGGCCCUCAGUCCCAGCAGACCCCAUCCUCUGGGCAGCCUCAAUCCCAACCCAAUGGACCUACCACCACACAGUUAGAAAACCCCGAGGAACAGGAUCUGCAGCUGGAGGAGAAGCAAUGGCUAGAGGAGGAAAUGGAGCUGGAGAAGGAGGCCAUAACACCUCCUGAUCAGCCAGAGGAGAAACUCCUGGAAGAGGAGCCAGAGGAGCAUUUUGAAGAGAGCAGGCCGCCCACGCCAGCAGAGGAAGUAGAAGUGCCUCCUGAGAGUCCUCCAGUCGUCGAGGAGCCCAAAGAGCCAGUGGAUCCAGCAGUCAGAGCCAAAGAAAACUGGCUGAGGAUCUACAACAAAGUCUUAGAUCAGAUUCGGGAGGCCCGAGGAGAGACCUCCAACUCACUAUGGUUUGGUAAAGGAGGAAUGGGGGGUGCACUCUACAGUAUUGACAGCAUGCCCGACCUUCGCAAGAGGAAAGCCAUUCCUCUUGUCAGAGAUCUGGCCAUGUCUCUGGUGCAGAACUCUCGUAAAGCAGGGAUCACCUCGGCUAUGGCUUCCACCACUCUUGGCAAUGAAGAGCUGAAAAGUCAUGUUUAUAAGAAGACCCUGCAGGCUCUCAUCUACCCCAUCUCUUCCACCACACCACACAACUUUGAGGUGUGGACCGCCACCACCCCCACCUAUUGCUAUGAAUGUGAGGGGCUGCUAUGGGGUAUCGCCCGACAAGGCAUGCGCUGCUCAGAGUGCGGUGUCAAAUGUCAUGAAAAGUGCCAGGAUCUGCUAAAUGCUGACUGUCUGCAGAGAGCGGCUGAAAAGAGCUCCAAGCAUGGUGCUGAGGACCGAACCCAGAAUAUCAUCAUGGUCCUGAAAGACCGCAUGAAGAUCAGAGAGAGAAACAAGCCAGAAAUCUUCGAGCUCAUCCAGGAAGUGUUUGGACUUGACAAAACAGCACAUGGCACGCAGAUGAAACAAAUCAAACAGAGUGUGCUUGAUGGGACCUCAAAGUGGUCGGCCAAGAUCAGCAUCACAGUUGUUUGUGCUCAGGGUCUGCAGGCCAAAGACAAAACGGGCUCCAGUGAUCCUUACGUGACUGUUCAAGUUGGGAAGACCAAGAAGAGGACCAAAACUAUCUAUGGCAACCUCAACCCUGUCUGGGAAGAAAACUUCCACUUUGAAUGCCACAACUCGUCAGACCGCAUCAAAGUUCGCGUGUGGGACGAAGACGACGACAUCAAAUCACGUGUUAAACAGAGGUUCAAACGUGAGAGUGAUGACUUUCUGGGUCAAACCAUCAUCGAAGUGCGGACUCUGAGUGGGGAGAUGGACGUCUGGUACAACCUGGACAAGAGAACCGAUAAGUCUGCUGUGUCAGGAGCCAUCCGGAUGCACAUUAGUGUGGAGAUCAAAGGAGAGGAGACAGUGGCUCCAUACCAUGUCCAGUACACCUGUCUACAUGAGCAUCUGUUCCAGUACACCACUGAGGACCAGAACAGUGGAGUUGUAAAAAUCCCAGAUGCAAAAGGGGACGAUGCCUGGAAAGUUUAUUUUGAGGAGACGGCUCAGGAGAUUGUGGACGAGUUUGCUAUGAGAUACGGAGUAGAGUCUAUCUACCAGGCCAUGACGCAUUUCGCCUGCUUGUCAUCAAAGUACAUGUGCCCAGGGGUGCCAGCAGUGAUGAGCACCCUGCUUGCCAACAUCAACGCCUACUAUGCCCAUACCACCCAGUCCUCCAACAAUGUUUCUGCCUCUGACAGAUUUGCUGCAUCAAACUUUGGUAAGGAGAGGUUUGUCAAACUGCUGGAUCAGCUACACAAUUCUCUAAGGAUCGACCUGUCAAUGUACCGGAAUAACUUCCCGGCCAGCAGUCCUGAAAGACUACAAGACCUCAAGUCUACUGUCGAUCUCUUGACUAGCAUCACUUUCUUCAGGAUGAAGGUCCAGGAGCUGCAGAGUCCCCCCAGGGCGAGCCAGGUGGUGAAGGACUGCGUGAAGGCCUGUCUCAACUCCACCUACGAGUACAUUUUCAACAACUGCCACGACCUCUACAACAGGGAAUACCAGACAGACCCUUCAAAGGCCGUCCCUCCAGAUGAACAAGGUCCCAGCAUCAAAAACUUGGACUUCUGGUCCAAACUGAUCACACUUAUCGUCUCCAUCAUAGAGGAGGACAAAAACUCCUACACUCCCUGCCUCAAUCAGUUUCCCCAGGAGCUUAAUGUGGGCAAGAUCAGUGCUGAGGUUAUGUGGAAUAUGUUUGCACAAGACAUGAAAUAUGCCAUGGAAGAGCAUGAGAAGAACCGCCUGUGUAAAAGCGCAGAUUAUAUGAACUUGCACUUCAAGGUGAAGUGGCUCUAUAAUGAGUACUGCAAGGAGCUUGCCACUUUCCAGAAGCAUGUACCUGAAUAUCCAGCCUGGUUUGAACCGUUUGUCAUCAUGUGGUUGGAUGAGAAUGAAGAAGUGUCCAGAGAUUUUCUACAUGGAGCCCUGGAGAGGGAUAAAAAAGAUGGGUUCCAGGUCACGUCAGAGCAUGCUUUGUUCUCCUGCUCCGUGGUGGAUGUGUUCUCUCAGCUUAAUCAGAGCUUCGAAAUCAUCCGCAAACUCGAGUGUCCAGAUCCUCAGAUUGUUGGAAACUACAUGAAAAGAUUCGCCAAGACAAUUGGCAAUGUGCUGCUGUCCUAUGCUGACAUCAUUGCAAAGGAGUUUCCGAAUCAUGUGAAGAAGGAGAAAGUGCCAUGUAUCAUCAUCAACAACAUCCAGCAGCUCAGAGUUCAGCUGGAGAAGAUGUUUGAGGCCAUGGGAGGCAAAGAUCUCAAUGUAGAGGCAAGUGACUUCCUAAAAGAGCUGCAAAACAAACUCAACAAUGUCAUGGAUGACCUUAGCCGCAUCUUUGCUGUCAGUUUCCAGCCCCAGAUCGAGGACAAUGUGAGGCAAAUGGGAGACAUCCUGGCCCAGGUCAAAGGCCAGACUGUCCCAGCGAAUGGUAGCGUUGUUCAGGAGGCUGACAACGUUCUGCAGCCCAUCAUGGACUUCCUGGACAGCAAUUUGUCACUGUUUGCUAAGAUCUGUGAGAAGACGGUGCUGAAGAGAGUGCUGAAGGAGCUGUGGAAACUAGUCAUGAACACAAUGGAAAAAACGAUUGUGCUUCCAACUCUCACUGACCAGACGGUUAUUGGCACUCAGAUGAUCUUCAACGCUGCUAAAGAGCUGGGCCAACUGUCAAAGCUCAAGGAGCACAUGGGGCGAGAGGAGGCCAAAGCUCUGACUCCUAAACAGUGUGCAGUCAUAGAGCUGGCACUGGAUACUAUCAAGCAAUACUUCCAUGCUGGUGGUGUGGGCCUAAAGAAAACCUUCUUGGAAAAGAGUCCCGACCUGCAGUCUCUGCGCUACGCCUUGUCCCUGUACACGCAGGCCACAGACAAGCUGAUCAGGAAGUUUGUCCUCUCGCAGGGCGCUCAGGUUCAUGGAGGGAAAGGGAUCAGGUACACGGCCAAUGAAGACACGCCUCCAGAGAAAGCGUCUGGAGUGGAUGCAGUGGGCGAGGUGGUCAUGUGCGUGGACAUUUUACCUCAGCCUAAUGGAGAACACAAGAUCAGCGUCAAAGUGGUGGCUGCCAACGACCUGAAGUGGAAGGCUCAGGGCUUCAGGCCCUUCGUUGAGGUCUACAUCAUCGGCCCCCACCUCAGCGACAAAAAGAGGAAAUUUGCCACAAAGUCCAAAAACAACAGCUGGUCUCCAAAGUUCAACGAGAGCUUCCAGUACUCGUUGGGCACUGAGGUGGGUCCUGAGAGCUACGAGCUUCAGGUGUGUGUGAAGGACUACUGCUUCGCCAGAGAGGAUCGCACUGUGGGCAUGGGCUUGCUGCAGGUGAAGGACAUCGCCAACAAGGGCAGCGUCACCUGCUGGAUGCCACUUGGCAGACGCGUUCACAUGGACGAGACGGGCCUGACGGUACUGCGCAUCCUCUCCCAGCGCAACAAUGACGACGUGGCCAAAGAGUUCGUCAAGCUCAAGUCGGACCAGCGCUCAGCUGAGGAGGGCCGCAGCUGAGGCGAGGGGGGGAGCGAGGACACCAGUGUGCACAAACCCCCAUAGACACAGUAUUAUGCACACAUAAGACCAUACACCGACACAGAUGUGCAAUACACAAGCACACACAUGAAAGGCUCUAUUGUACAUAUAUCCGCAUACAUUAUGCAACAUUUACAUGGCAAUGUUAUCAAUGCAAACACAGAGGAACGUGUUUCUUUUAUUUGAAAUAUGUCACACUCUAAGUUUAGGGUUAGCUUCACAUGUCCAAAUCUUUGUCAAAGGAGCAACGGGGCUUGAUUGAGGUCAAUCAAGCCCUGUUGCUCCCUUGAUGACCAUGACCUGGAUGAAUGAGAACCUACACAGACAUAGUCACAUUAGCAGCACUUCUUAAUCCCUCACUCUACCUUUCCCUGAACACAUCACACCUUUUAUAUGCUGUACAUUUAGAACGCAGAUAAACAAACCAUGUGAAUAGAUCGAGAAUGACCACUUUGCACUUUUGCUUCUCUGUGUCUUCAGGAGAGCAGCCCUGGCAUAGGUAUGCUCCGUGUGUCCGUCUGUUUGUCCGCUUGCCUGCCUGACUGUGUGUCGUUCUUUCAGUCCUCUCUCUCUCCCCUCCCCUGUCGUUUGCUCUGCCUAGUCUUCCUGAGGUGUGAUGUGCCGUGUAAGUUCGAUUUCAGGCACAGAUCUAAGAUCAGCUCUUUACCCAAAUAGAAAAAAAUAAACACAACUCUGAGCUUAGAUCAGCGUCUAGGGGUGACAUCACUGCUGGUGUGUCCUGUAAUGUACAAACGUCCUGCAUGUUGACCCCAGGAGCACUGUGAUACACUUUACUGUCCCCACAGAAAAGAUGGGUGCCUGUUAUUUUACCUGUACGAGCAUGGUGUGUAUUUUACCCCACAGCGAGGUUUUAUAGUAGCGACCUGACUAACCGCCCUCAUAAUGAAGAAAACACGCCAAAAGAGGAUAAAUGCUGAGCCUGUUAAAACAAAACUUGCUGCCUUUUUUUUUCAUUUUUCUUUCUUCACAUCCAAACAAACCUAGCAAUAUCCUAGAGUUUUACACAUCCACACCCUGAGAGUGCACACAACUCCAAAAAGGGCUACAGGAUCAGUGGACUGGGACGUCAGUUUACGCACUCAUAUGCACCGUCCUUACUUCUGUUGGCCAAAUGUCCAGAAGGUUUACACCAUGUUCCCUGCUCACACUUUUAGAAAGCUGUGGAGGAACUUUAAAUAAAUCCACGUGACAGAAACACAACAAACGACGCAUCCUGACACAUCUCUUAAAGGCAAUAGUGGUUUGUUUGUGUAGAGAACAAACCUCUCUGUGACACUGCUCUGUCCUCUGUUAUGGUGUGUAUGUGUGAAGGUAUGUGUGUGUGUGUGUGUUGAAUGUCACACCUGCACAAUGGGCUCUGAGAUUGUGAGCAAUAUAUUGAACCUAUGUACCCCAAACUCACUGCGCUGUCAGUAUAACCACAGCAGCACCAACUGCAAUAUCUAGAUCAAGGAAUGGGAAACCUUUUUUGUGUGUGUGUAUAAGAAAUUACAAUAUUUAUUUAUGGACUCAUAAAAUCCACAUUCCUGUAUGAAGUGUGUAAGCUUUUGUCACGUUUUUGAUAAGAGAGAAAUCCUAUUUGCCUUUUUAGUAGGACCAAAUCUGCACGUAACAGAUCUCAAUUUUUUUUUUUCCAAAGAAAGAAGCCAUCAAAGUCACCGCCAAGCUUUUAUGUUGUUCAUGUUUGAUUCUGUGUCGUUGCAUGUGUAAAAUGAACCCUUUUUCACAGUCAAGUCUUGUGGUUUGUUGGUGGAACUCGAUAUCAGUGACAGUGAGUAAAAGCUGCUUGUAGGUUUUUUCUGUCACUGUUGGGCUACACCAGAUGUCCAUGCUGGCCUGUCACAUGUUGUCUUUACUAAAUGAUGUUGAAUCCUGCCAAAAACAAAGCUUUGAAUGUUAUUCAUCUCCUGCAGAGCCUUCUUUCAUCAAAGGGAUUGUAAAAUACAGAUCAAUUACCAUGUUUUUUUAUUUAAAGUAACGUCACUGUUCAAUCUUCAUUUUGGGGGGUUAAAUAGCCCUUUAAAGCUCCUAUAUCAAGUUUUUAUGUGGUUAUGAAAAAAGUGAAAUGAAAACUCAUACUCUUGUAUGAGCUGGAAAAUUAAUUCAGACUAUCAUCGACAGGAUUGAUUAUUUUGGAUUGUUUAUUUUUAAUGCUUGAAACCUCUGUCGCGGGGUAGGUGUCAGGCGGCUUUUGUUGACAUUUUCCGCAUUAUAGUUUCACAGCAAGAAGUUGUUUGACUGUCAGAAGACAGCAGGAUUAAGAUAAAAAUUAUAAAUGAAAGGUGGUGCUGUGUCCACAGGGAGGAGCUAAGAUUAACACAGACUCCCACAGGAGCUUUAAAAGGAGCUUUUUGUCCACUUUAAUCAUCAGUUUCAUUGUCUGUGAUGUCUUAGGUAAAAGCUGACAUGUCCAAUUGUAGCUCAGAAAGCAUCAACAAAAAAUGAUUAAAUAAGGGGUCAUCUAGUCUGGGGCUCGUUGGUUGCCUGCUUAACGUUUGUAUACACACAAGCACCCACACACCUACACACAGAUCUUUGCUUAAGCACAAAAGGGCACAUGUAAGAAGACACACAUGCAUGCAUGCACGCCGACACAACUCUGUGGAGACCAAUGACGCCCACCCCUGUGAAUAGAACCAACUUACAAUUGCAUGAUGGGAAAUUUAAUCGUGCCAGCACGUGUCUCUCUGAUGUUACUCGGCAUUUUCUUUUGACUUGUUUUUAAUUUUCAAAGCGAUGUGAUGAACAGUCAUCAGUGUUUUUUUAAGGCUUGUGAAUAUGUCAUCUGUAACCAAUAUGAAUGUAGUGGGAACACAGAACUCGCAUGAGAGAAUUAUUUUCUACAGAGGAUGUUUCUAAUUUCUUUCUUAUCAUUAUUGAUCGUUCUUUAAUGAGGAUGAAGAGGAACUGGAAUGCAGCCUGAUUGUGAUCUGCUUCCUAUUAAAAGGACA